UCUUCUCUCUCCUCUCUCUCUCUUUCUCACAUCUUCGAGAAGUUUCCGCCGGCGGGAGAGAUCAAAGAAACGGUUUGCUCGCUCAGAGAUCAGAGAAAAUGGACAUUCACUUGUCAAGAUUAUCUGUUUUGCUUUUGUUUCUCUGUUCUUGGAUUAGUUUCACCACAACAGAAGCUUAUGAUGCACUUGAUCCAAAUGGAAAUAUUACUAUAAAAUGGGAUAUUAUGUCAUGGACUCCUGAUGGUUAUGUGGCUGUUGUGACAAUCUUCAAUUUCCAACAAUACCGUCACAUUGAGGCGCCGGGGUGGCAAUUGGGAUGGAGUUGGAGGAAGAAGGAAGUGAUAUGGAGUAUGGUUGGUGCACAAGCAACAGAACAAGGAGAUUGUUCUAAGUUCAAGGGUAACAUUCCUCAUUGCUGCAAGAAAACUCCGGCUAUUGUUGACUUGUUACCUGGUACUCCUUAUACCCAACAGAUAUCAAACUGUUGUAGAGGCGGUGUAAUUAGCUCGUGGGCACAAGAUCCCGCAACCGCGGUUUCUUCUUUUCAGAUUAGUGUUGGCCAAUCUGGAACGACUAAUACGACUGUUAGAGCGCCUAGGAACAUUACUUUAAAGGGACCAGGACCUGGUUACACUUGUGGUCCUGCGCAACUCGUUAGGCCUAGCAAAUUUAUAUCUGCGGAUAAACGAAGAAAGACUCAGGCCUUGUUGACAUGGAACAUUACGUGCACUUAUUCGCAGUUUCUAGCACGGAAGACUCCGACUUGUUGUGUCUCACUCACAUCCUUCUAUAAUGAAACUAUAGUACCAUGCCCAACUUGUUCUUGUGGAUGUCAAAAUAGUUCUCAACCUGAUUCAUGUCUCGACCCCAAGAUAGCUUCGGUAGUACCUGCUUCAAGAAAGAACAGCCUAGAACCGCUUUUGCAAUGUACGAAGCAUAUGUGUCCCAUCCGAGUUCAUUGGCAUGUCAAAACUAACUACAAAGAGUACUGGCGAGUGAAAGUCGCAAUCACAAACUUCAACUACAAUAUGAACUACUCGCAAUGGAACUUAGUCGUUCAGCAUCCAAACUUCGACAAUCUUACUCAGCUUUUCAGCUUUAACUACAAAGCUCUUAAUCCUUACGCUCGCAUAAAUGACACGGCCAUGCUCUGGGGAAUCAAGUUCUACAACGACUUGUUGAGCCAAGCUGGUCCAGUAGGCAAUGUACAAUCAGAGCUUCUCUUCCAAAAGAACCCAUUGGAGUUCACAUUCGAGAAAGGAUGGGUGUUUCCGAGGCGCAUUUACUUCAACGGUGAUAACUGUGUCAUGCCAUCUCCAGACUCUUAUCCAUGGCUUCCCAACGCUACUCCAAAACUUGCAACCUCGUCAUUUAUUAUACUUCUCAUCACUUUCUUUUCUUUCUUGAUUCUUAUGUGAAGGGAUCACUCACAGUCGACAAAAAUCGCGCUUUUGACCUGGUUCAUACUUCAGAGACCGGGCAGGACUAAGUUUGGGAUUACAUAUAUAUACUCUUCUUGACAUGUUUUGUGAUGUUUAACAUUACAAUUGUGAGUUAAUGUGAGUGUGUUAAUAAGCAUCAUUCUUUGUACUAUCUAAAAUAUGAUAUAGAUCAGUAUUGUAGAUUUAGUUUCCUUAUUUUGUUUAUCAUCUGUUAAUACACCCUAUGUGUUAUAACUGAUAAGCAAGACA
Messenger RNA from Capsella rubella, 1691 nucleotides. Its product is annotated as COBRA-like protein 2. Gene Ontology annotation, biological process: plant-type cell wall cellulose biosynthetic process; cellulose microfibril organization. The coding region runs from base 99 to 1418 and encodes 439 amino acids. The record is from RefSeq and is a predicted model, not a curated record. Lineage: Eukaryota; Viridiplantae; Streptophyta; Magnoliopsida; Brassicales; Brassicaceae. Gene Ontology annotation, cellular component: plasma membrane. The transcript is spliced from 6 exons.